Messenger RNA from Prunus mume (Japanese apricot), 2594 nucleotides. Lineage: Eukaryota; Viridiplantae; Streptophyta; Magnoliopsida; Rosales; Rosaceae. The record is from RefSeq and is a predicted model, not a curated record.
AUCAGUUUGAUAAAUAAUGAAUAUCAUAUCCGUUAUUCUGUUGUUAUGGCGCAUAGUAAUACUAAGUUGUUGCCAUGGAGCUGCAACAACUAGUGCAGCAUCAGCGCCUAUAGCAAAGCCUAAUUGCACAACGCAUUGUGGAGAUGUUGCCAUCCCAUACCCUUUCGGGAUUGGACCUCACACAGAUUGUUACUUAGAUGAAUGGUUUCAAAUAGACUGCAGGCACAACAACUAUACAACCUCAACUAAUUACAGCAGGCAGGCGCCUUUCCUCACUACAAGCUCAGCUAAUUACAGCAGGCAGGCGCCUUUCCUCAAGAGCCUCAACCUGGAGCUGCUAAGUAUUUUUCCUAUUAAAGAUGGCAGGCAAUCGGUUCAGGUUAAGAACCCUAUAUUCUUCAGCUGCGAGGGAAAGGAAACUCGUCAACCCCAGAAUUUGACGGGCAGUCCUUUCCUUUACUCUCACACAGAGAACAUAUUCAUUGCAGUGAGUUGUGGCCUAUCUGCCACUAUGACCUCAGAUCGUGGGACUGUCACUGGUUGCCGGUCUAUUUGUCAAAACACUACAGGGGGCGACUUUCGCAACUGCUAUGAACGUGUGGGCGGCUGUUGCCAAGAUACUCUUGUAACAUAUGAACGCACCAGAGAUUUUACUAUUGAGAUACCAUCAAAUUCAUCAACAUCAUAUCCAACGGACGAUUGCAAGUAUGCAUUUUUGGUUGAGACAAAUUGGUUUGAUAGCUUAUUGAAUUUUCGAGAAGUGAAGGAUAUGGACAGCGUUCCUGUGGUGCUAGACUGGAUCUUAGAAGUACAUGACUAUGGUGAAAGAUUCAGAGGAAAAACAGACCAGAGUGGUAACCACUCAACACCCUUUUGCAACAGCUAUGAUGAUUGGAACACGAUAACUUGUGUCUGUCGGCCAGGCAUGGAAGGAAAUCCUUAUCUUCUCCAACCUUGUCAAGAUAUCGAUGAAUGCAAAGGCAGUAAUGGGUGUAACGGCGAUGUAUGUGAGAACUUUGUUGGGGGUUAUAGAUGCUACUCAAAUAUAACUGGCGAUAAAUGUUUGUCUUUUGAUUCUGACUAUGGUGACGAUAAUGUUACCACAACAUGCCACUCCAGAACCACAUCGGGUCAUCGGGCCUCUGAAAUCAAAACUAUUAUUUUAGGUCUUGGCUCCGGUGUUGGGCUAUUGUUACUACUCAUUGGUGCACGGUGGGUACACAAAAUCGUGAAGAAAAAGAAAACCAUUAGACGCAAGAAAAUGUUUUUCAAACGAAAUGGUGGUUUAUUGUUAGAGCAACAAUUAUCGUCAGGCAAAGUUAAUGCUGACAAAAUCAAGUUAUUCAAUUCAAAAGAAUUAGAAAAGUCCACCAACAAUUUUAGUAUUGAUAGAAUUCUUGGUCAGGGAGGUCAAGGUACCGUUUACAAAGGCAUGUUGGCGGAUGGAAGAAUUGUUGCGGUAAAGAAGUCCAAAAUGGUGGACAAAAGCAUGCUCUCGGAAUUCAUCAAUGAGGUUGUAAUUCUUUCACAAAUCAACCACAGAAACGUGGUUCAAAUUAUGGGUUGUUGUUUAGAGACCGAAGUUCCACUUUUGGUCUACGAAUUCAUUCAGAAUGGAACUCUUUCUCAAUAUAUCCAAGAGCAGAUUGAGGAAUUCCCACUCACAUGGGACAUGCGGUUGCAAAUUGCCACAGAAAUUGCGGGUGCUCUUUCGUACUUACACAGUGCAGCUUCCUUUCCCAUUUAUCACAGAGACAUCAAGUCUGCCAACAUACUUUUGGAUGAAAAAUACAGAGCAAAACUUGCUGAUUUUGGAACUUCAAGAUCAAUUUCCAUUGACCAAACUCAUCUAACCACAUGUGUACAUGGAACAUUUGGUUACUUGGAUCCAGAGUAUUUUCAAUCAAGCCAAUUUACGGAGAAAAGUGACGUCUAUAGCUUUGGAGUGGUCCUUGUUGAGCUCUUGACAGGGCAAAAACCAAUUUCUGCAGUAACAUUGUCACAAGAAGAAGAAUACAGAAGUCUUGCCGCAUAUUUCCUUACCUCGAUGCAAGAAUAUCGUCUGUUUAACAUUGUUGAUGCUCGAGUUCUGAAGGAGGGCUUUGAAACAGAAAUCCAGGUUGUUGCUAACCUUGCAAGGAGAUGCUUGAAUUUGAACGGAAGAAACCGUCCUGCAAUGAGAGAGGUUACAUCGGAGCUAGAGGCUGUACAAAUGUCAAGAAAACCUUCCAUUAGUACUGAGCAAAAUUCUGAAGGGGUUGAUUUUGUGGAAGAUGAUGCAGUUGGGCAUUGGGAUGUUGAAUCACUUUCAGAUGUGUCGGCUAGCUACUAAUAAAAACAUGGGUUUAUGCCAUUGUUGCCAUCUACAAGUUAUAGUGAAUUCCUUUUAAUUCAAUAAACUUUGUUUCAUUUAAUGUUGUUGAACACAUAUGUUAUGUUUUUCUUAUGAUCUCGUUACAUCAACACAUGUACUUGGGAAAAAAAAAAAGAAGCAGCUUAAUUUCAUGUAUAAACCAAAUUCCCAGCUAUUUCCUAAUUUAAAGUUGAAGCCCAAAAAUAAAACUCAACUCCCUCCAAUCCACUAAUCCAACAUU